AGGUGGUGCUUGUGGUUAGACGCUGCUGGAGGGACCGGAGGCCUGUGGUGGUUUUGAUCCCGCGGACCGAUGUUUCGGACAGGCUGAGUUUUGACGUCGUCGUCGUCGGCGGCGGGUGGACAUCAGUGUGUCGGAACAUGUCUUCUUCAUGGCUCACUUGUUCACUUCUUCUGGGAACUUUGUGCGCAGGGUACAGUCUGGGCGAGGCAGAGACCCGGGAGUGCAUGUACUACAAUGACAACUGGCGCACGGAGAAGACCAACCAGAGCGGCUUUGAGCGCUGCGAGGGGGAGAAGGACAAGAGACUGCACUGUUACGCCUCCUGGCUCAACUCCUCAGGGACCAUCAAGUUAGUGAAGAAAGGCUGCUGGCUGGACGACUUCAACUGCUACGACAGGCAAGAGUGUGUUUCUAUGGAGGAAAACCCUCAGGUCUUCUUCUGCUGCUGCGAGGGCAACUACUGCAAUGAACGGUUCACUCACCUUCCUGACAUCAUCGGCACCGGCAACCGAGUGAAAAUCCGACCUCCACCCCGAGUGCCGUCCCUGCUUAACGUGCUGGUGUACUCGCUGCUGCCUCUGUGCGUGCUGUCCCUGGCUCUGAUUCUGGCCUUGUGGAUGUACCGCCACCGCAAACCUCCAUACGGCCACGUAGACCUUAGUGAGGAUCCAGGACACACUCCUCCAUCCCCACUGGUGGGCCUUAAACCUCUGCAGCUGCUGGAAAUCAAAGCUAGGGGGCGCUUUGGUUGUGUUUGGAAGGCCCAGUUAAUGAGUGAAUAUGUUGCUGUGAAGGUCUUUCCUGUUCAGGAUAAGCAGUCGUGGCAGAAUGAGCGGGACAUCUUCUUGACUCCUGGAAUGCAUCAUGAAUGCCUCCUUCACUACAUCGGUUCCGAAAAACACGGAACCAACCUGGAGAGUGAGCUGUGGCUCAUCACGGAGUUUCAUGAGCGGGGCUCACUGACAGACCACCUGAAGGGUAACCCUGUGUCCUGGAGUGAACUGUGUCACAUCGCAGAGACCAUGUCCCGUGGCCUGGCCUACCUUCAUGAGGACAUCCCCAGCUACAAGGGAGAGGGUCCAAAACCCACUAUUGCUCACAGGGAUUUCAAGAGUAAGAACGUGAUGCUUCGUGAUGAUUUAACUGCUGUUGUUGGAGACUUUGGGCUCGCUGUGCGGUUUGAACCAGGAAAACCUCCAGGAGACACUCAUGGCCAGGUUGGUACGAGGCGUUAUAUGGCCCCAGAAGUGCUGGAGGGAGCCAUCAACUUCCAGCGGGACUCCUUCUUGAGGAUAGACAUGUAUGCCAUGGGCUUGGUGCUUUGGGAGCUGGUGUCCCGCUGCUUAGAGUCCGACGGUACGAUUGGCGAGUACAUGCUGCCGUUCGAGGAAGAAAUAGGCCAGCAUCCCUCCCUGGAGGAUCUGCAGGAUGUGGUCGUGCAUAAGAAGAUGCGUCCAGCCAUCAAGGAGUGCUGGCUCAAACAUCCUGGUUUAAGCCAGAUGUGCGAGACCAUCGAGGAAUGCUGGGACCACGACGCCGAGGCACGAUUAUCUGCCGGCUGCGUCGAGGAGCGCAUCGGCCAAAUCUCCAGAAUCAUCAGCAGCACUACCUCAGACAUCCCCGUCUGCAUCGUGACGUCUCUCACCAACGAGAACCUACCUCCCAAAGAGUCCAGCACCUGAUCCGGGGGCGACACCAUCCUUUGUCUGAACUCCUGACCUUUUUUCCCUCAUUCUUUUAAACCCCAAACUCAGCGGAUCUCCAUGAAUAUUUAAAAAAAGAAACACAAACAACUAGCAACUUGAAUGCAGCUGCUAUUUUAUCCCAAUACUGGUAUAUUUUUUUUUCUUCAGUGUUUUACAUCAGAUCUUACUAACACAUCCGUCUGCUGUAGUUCUGUAGUAAUAAGCUAUGCGAUGGACACAUCUGAUAACCCCCGUGUGUCAAAUCUUAAAUGUCAUCAUUACCUCAUGUAUUUCUUUGGCGUUAGUCCUUUUUUAACGACCUCAUUAGUUCCCGUGUUCUCGGUCAUGAUUGUCCGUGGCCAAAUGUAAACAAACCUCGGAGGAACCCUUUUGAGACUGUUAGACAGAAAUAUCUAUAUUCAUCUUCCUCAGGGGUCAAAGCUUCUCGACGUUGAAACUCAAAUGUGCAAACGCCUCCAAAUGAUAACGAGAGAGAAGAGAAACCGGAGCACAGUUUGUUUUAUCGUACGCGAAGGAGCGGAAAUGGAAGUUGAACCGUUGAACUUUUUUGUUUGUUUGUUUGUUUUUGAAGAUUCGGGACGAGCGUCUCGUCCCCCGGGGAACUACCUCUCAGGUAUCCAGUAGGUUUCUUUGGAUCAUCGUCUCAAAAUGUUGAGAACCAAGCUAUCAGGCUCGCUAUCACGGACAUAUUCCUGGAUUAUUUUGUUUUCAAUGGAAGAAAUUCAAGAGUUACUCCUUCGCCAGUGCUGGGGGGCAUUGAUGGAUGCUGUCUGGAGUUGCUAUGUUACACAUUUUUUUAAAGAUUUUUAUGUAUGUGCGUGCAUGUGUGCGUGGGUGAGAGCGAGACGUUGAAAAUGAAAUGAGAUUGACGGAGAGUGUUUUUAAGUCAAAGAAAAAGUAGGAUUUUUAUCCUUGUGAGGGCCAUACUUGAUGUUAGCAACAUGUCUUUUUUUUUUUUUUCUUCUCUAGUUUUCAUGGGCGUUUGUUCACUAGACUCAGUUUGGACACUAGUCCCCCCCCAGUCCCCAGUCCCCCCCCCAGAUACCUCAGUCUCACUGUACGUCAUGCAAGGAGAGCUCAGAUGGUUGCCUUUGUCUCAAAAUGCAAAUGCCAUAGUUGUACCAUAACACCAACACCAUACAUUGAAUGUCUGUUAUGCUGCUGUGACUAUUCCAGGAUACUCAAGGAUAUAAAGAUGUACAUGUAUUCUCUGUUAAUAUAACGCUAACAUGUGAUAAGUAUCCAUGAUAUUAUUUGAGGCUAAUAUUCACUUGUUUUGUUUUGUUUUUUGUGCGUGUUUUUGUCGACUGGGUAAGCCCUGAGCUGCUUACUCCUCCAGACUGACCUCAGAUAUUCUGACAAGUACCUCAGGCUUUUUUCUACAUGUAUAUCGAGUUGUGUUAUGUAUUUUAUUGUGUUUUUAGUAGUUGAUAUAUUUUAUUGCCAGUGUUUGGCCUCUUUGUCUGUGGAGUUUCUUUUCUUUGAAAUAGAGCCUGACCAGUCGGUGCAGUUUUAAUGCUGUACAAAACCUAAAACAAGAGAGAGGCAGAAUCUUUGUAAAUAGACAUGUAUACACACACACACACACACACACAGUGAUUUGUUUUAUUAUUAUUAAAUAAUAAGAUAAAAAUCAGGGCAUUACAGUUCUCAGAAAGGGAUUUCUCAGUUCUACUAAAGUAGCCCUGUGAUGUAUACAUUGGAUUUUUGGCAGGAACGGUGGUUGUUGUGUGUUUUUUUUUUAUUUUAGAAUAAUGGUGUCAGUUCAUAUGGAACAGAAACUGUUUAGGUGGCAAAACAACAACAAUGAAUAAGAGUGAGUGUAAAUUGCCAGUAUGAACAGUAUUACCUCAACAUUAACCUGCUGAUAACGAUCGAUGUUCAGACCUGUUCAGUGUUCAGCCACGAGACAACACGCAGCCUCAUCUGUUGUGCUGUGGAAAGAUAAUGGUACUGUCAUCUUCUUUCCAUGUUGACUGUGGUCUGUGUGGAACACUUUGAGUCGUGGACGUGUGGAAAAACACAUGUUUGUUUUUGUGUUUGGGGGUCAUCACAGUGUCUGUAACCACAUGGCUGACUGUUUAGUUUUUUUGAUAUGCAGCCCCAUUAGGAAUGAUGUAAACGACGGUGGCAUAUGUGUGGUCCAAGGUCCAGCAAUAUUUAUUACACAGCAAUAGUUAUUUGAAAAACAACAACACUUUGUUCAAGUCAUUCGACUCAUCUGUGACCUCGCCGUUUUUUAGCCUGUGGAUCAGUGAAAUGCAUCAUGUUCUGAUGACGACACAUGACUACGUGUCCUGAUGAGUUGAUUUUAUUAUUAUUAUUAUUAUUAUUAUAAUAGUUUUUUGGGGUUUUUUUAAAGCUGAAAGUGACCCAGGGUGCUUUUUACGUAUUGUGCCAGAAAAAAACUGAUUUCGUAGGAGAAGUCUUGCAGUGACUUUUCUCUUCUGAACAGAAAAAACCACUUACCUCAUGCAGUACCUCAUUAGUAACACUAACACGGACUCGGUUUCAUCUUCAAAAAGAAAAAAAGGACAAAAAAAAGAAAAGUAUCAGUUAUUGUGUAUAUAUUGACAAAUGUAAAGGGUUUCUUCCUUUUCAUGUGUGAAUCCUGUGAAAGCAAAGUCUUUGUUUCUGAGUUACAGUCGACAUAUUCAUUUCUUCUAGUGUGAACGGAUGUUGGACUGAAUCGUGAGACUUUCCCUGUUUAUGUGAACUUGUGUGUGUGCGCGCGCGUGUGAGGGUGGAAGUGUCGUCAGUUUCACUAAAACAGUCUGAAUGGAAACUUAUCUGUGAGUUGAAAUGCGUAGAAAUAUAAAGUAGAUGAGAAUACAUUCAUCUUUUUGUAUAAUAAAAUAAAGACACACUGAUUAACCAUGAAAA
Molecule: messenger RNA, 4589 nt
Organism: Solea solea (common sole)
Lineage: Eukaryota; Metazoa; Chordata; Actinopteri; Pleuronectiformes; Soleidae
Product: activin receptor type-2B-like
Exons: 11
Coding region: 138-1682 (514 amino acids)
Biological process (GO): protein phosphorylation; cellular response to growth factor stimulus; activin receptor signaling pathway
Cellular component (GO): activin receptor complex; plasma membrane
Molecular function (GO): activin binding; activin receptor activity; ATP binding
Source: RefSeq, a predicted model, not a curated record